UAAUUUAGGGCAUCUAAAGAAGUUACUAUAUUAAAAAAAAAGUUAAAAACAAAUAAUGUUUUUUUUUUAAGGGAGGUAUACCGUUACCGCAACAAUUGAAAUAUUUUGAACAGUAUAUAGCGAAACUGAAGGCAAUGGUUGGAGAAGAGAGGACACAGUUCAUAAUUAAGAAUAGCUUGUUCGUUGUUAUAUGUGGUAGUAACGAUAUCGCCAACGACUUCUUUGCUCUCCCUCCGGUUCAGCUCCAUUACACCGUCGCUUCUUUCACCGCUCUUAUGGCCGACAACGCUCGCUCGUUUGCUCAGACACUCUAUGGAUAUGGAGCUAGAAGAAUACUUGUAUUUGGUGCACCACCAAUAGGAUGUGUACCUUCACAGAGAACCGUAGCAGGAGGACCUACAAGAGAUUGUGUUGCAAGGUUUAAUGAUGCAUCAAAACUUUUCAACUCUAAGCUCUCAGCAAAUAUUGAUGCCUUGUCAACAACUCUACAAGACCCGACAAUAAUCUAUAUUGACAUCUACAGUCCUCUUCUUGAUCUCAUUUUAAGCCCUCAACAAUAUGGAUUUAAGGUGGGCGAUAAAGGAUGUUGCGGAACCGGCCUAAUAGAAGUUACUGCGCUUUGCAACAACUAUACAGCUGCUGUGUGUCCCAUAAGAUCUGAUUAUGUGUUUUGGGACAGUUUUCAUCCCACUGAAAAAGCUUACAGAAUUAUAGUUGCAAAACUUUUUGAUAAAUAUUUCGACAGAUUCUUCUAAUCGAUAUAUCUUCUAUUCGCAUUAAUUAUGGUCGAUACAGUAUUGAAUAAUCAUUCCAAUUAGAAGAGAAAUUACACUCUUGUCAGCUUUCUCUUCCUCAAGGCUUUAUAAUUGUCUCAUAUAUGAUAUUUGAUUGUUAUAUAUACAAGAUUCAUGUAUAUUUCUGUAUGAUUAUAAUUUUGCUAGGAAACUCGGCUAUUUUGUUCUUUUUCCAUUUUCUGGAAUAAUAGUACCAACCAA
Molecule: messenger RNA, 995 nt
Organism: Camelina sativa (false flax)
Lineage: Eukaryota; Viridiplantae; Streptophyta; Magnoliopsida; Brassicales; Brassicaceae
Source: RefSeq, a predicted model, not a curated record